CUACCUUAAAAGAGACUGUUGAUUCAAGAUGCCUUCUAACAGGAUAUAAUGCUAAUAUAAUCCCAUUACCAGAUUCUUGUAAUCAUUGCUAUAAAAAACUUGAUGAAGGCAAAGUAUUAAUCUGUGGGUAUAGUUAUCAUUUUAAAUGUUAUCAAAUAAUAGAAUAUGGAUGUCAACAUUGUGAGGAAUAUUAUAAACGUAAAAUUUAUAGUAAUGUAAAUUCUUUUUUAGAUCGAUUAGAAAAAGGUCCAAAUAUUCUUACUUCUGAUGAACAAGAUGCAACUCUAAUAGAAGAAAAAAAUAAGGCAGUGGAAGAAGUAGAAGCAAAUAGGAGUCAAGAA
Molecule: messenger RNA, 341 nt
Organism: Funneliformis caledonium
Lineage: Eukaryota; Fungi; Glomeromycota; Glomeromycetes; Glomerales; Glomeraceae
Source: the annotation of a GenBank genome assembly